AUGCAACCAAAUCACUACGACUUUCUGGGUCAGGCGCGCGAGCCUAGAGCCGCAAGUCGGAUGACGCGCGAUGGCCAGCCGCUUCGAGAUAAUAGUGGUCAGCCCCAGCCAUCCGGUGCGGCACCCAUGAGAUCAGAGGAUUCUUGGAUCGACGUAUCCUCGCAGCCCUCGUCGUCGUCCUUCUCCUCUGCUGCCACAACCGACGAUAUUAUAACAACUGGUCUGCGAGUCGAGCAAGGAGACUCAGGUGCAUACCAGCGUCGGAAUCGUCGACGCCGGCUACAACACCUUGCUGCGAUCACUACAGCCCAGGUCGAUUAUUCAUCACGAGACGCUAGUCACGCCAGCAGCAGCCAAGAAGAAUAUGAAGAAAGUGAAAGCGAAUCCGAUCGCGUACUCAGCAGCUCAAAUGAAGACAUGAACCAUCCAACAAUUCCAGCUGCCAUCGCACUUCGUUCUCCACUUCCAUCCUCAGGCUCAGAUGCUACAUCUAGUGAUGAUGAGGAUGAUACUUCCACUGCACUGGGAAUGGGCAUAAGCCCAGCACCCUUUGUGCCUCAGCCUAACAUAUUCACACAACCACCACCCACUUCAAACCCAUCAUCAGCUCGUGCUGCUCACCCACGACGAGCCCACUCUGACGUCCCAUAUGCUUCCAGUCGACGCACUGCCCCGCGAAGAGAAUCUUACCCUAAUCAACCAUCUCCACAGAGAUCCCAAUACCAGCACAGCCCAUAUAACAUGAUAUCACCCUCCCACCAUGCUGACCACGAUGCCGCUCUUCGCGCCAGCCUCUCAACCCUUCUUUCAUGUGCCGCUGCCGCACGAGGCCUACCAAAGAAUGACAACCAGACAUCACCAGCUCCCCAAACAGGGGGUGCUCGCCCUGCCGCUUUCCGAUUGGUAGGUGAGUCAGUCGCCAUGGGAGAAGAAAGCGACAACGAAGAGACAUCGUCACCUCAAUACCCAGCAUCAAACCCAUCUACCAAUUCGCCGAGACAUCUCAGAGUACCCACAGUGGCGUCCGGACCCGCUGCAGCUAAAGCCAAGCGGCGGUCAAGCUCACCUAAAGACCGCAGCGCAUCCGCGAAGAAAAGUCGGCGCCCAAGCAUCACAGACUCUACCACGCCUGUCAGCCCCACCAUCAUGACAUGGGUCAUCAGUGCUGGCGUUGUAGUAUUGUUCUCUGCGAUCAGCUUCUCGGCUGGAUAUAUGCUCGGCCGUGAAGUUGGGCGCACUGAAGUUGGCAUGAUGGGCGAUGGUGUUCCUGGCCCUCGACCUUCAACGAGCUGUGGGCAGGAGGCCGUCAGAGGUGGACUGCGAAAACUGCGCUGGGGCUCUGCCGCUGCAGGAAGCGCCAGCAUUGCAUCUAUGUAA
Molecule: messenger RNA, 1377 nt
Organism: Penicillium brevicompactum
Lineage: Eukaryota; Fungi; Ascomycota; Eurotiomycetes; Eurotiales; Aspergillaceae
Exons: 2
Coding region: 1-1377 (458 amino acids)
Source: RefSeq, a predicted model, not a curated record